AUGAGGACUAGGAUGGAAAACCUCAAGCUGCAAGGAUUAAAUUGCAGAGGAAAUUUUCCUGAAAUUGUCGCCGCCGUCUUGACGGUUUCUUGGUUGGGAGCAGGGCGGAGGCGUUUUCUUUCCUUCUUGGCCGGCGGCAUGGACUGGGCAGCAGCUUCCGGGGCUCCGUCGUGGGGCGCGGCGGCGACGGACCCCGGCCCGACCAUGAUGUCCUUCGCGGGCCCGUCCUCCUCCACCUCCGCCGCCGCCGACGCCGAGGCGCGGCUCCAGGAUUUCGCCGCGGGUCUCGCCCAGAACGCGCGGCCGGCGGGGGCGGCGGGAGCCGGGAGGAGGUCCCGCGCGGCCGGGGGAGGUGCCGGCGCGGAGGCGUGCUCCGUCGACGGCUGCCGCUCUGAUCUCAGCCGGUGCCGCGAGUACCACCGGCGGCAUAAGGUCUGUGAGGCGCACGCCAAGACGCCGGUGGUGGUCGUCGGCGGCCAGGAGCAGCGCUUCUGCCAGCAAUGCAGCCGGGUCUUGUGA
Miscanthus lutarioriparius is the source of this 519-nucleotide messenger RNA. The record is from the annotation of a GenBank genome assembly. Lineage: Eukaryota; Viridiplantae; Streptophyta; Magnoliopsida; Poales; Poaceae.